AUGACUAUACAGUACUAUGCUGAGCCGAGACGUUCCAGCUGGAUCCCCUACCUCCAAUUGAUGCGCCUCGACCGGCCGGCGGGGUUCAUCGGCUUCUACAUGCCCUCGAUCCUGGGGCUGGUGUACGCCGCCAGCCUGGCGGGGCCCGAGACGGUACCGCUGCGCCGGCUCCUCACACAGGGCAUCUUCUGGCUGGGAGCCAACAUCCUGAUCCGCGGGGCGGCCUGCACGUGGAACGACAACAUCGACCAAGAGUACGACCGGCAGGUGGACCGGUGCCGGGGGCGGCCGAUCGCGCGCGGGGCAGUGUCGACGCAGCAGGGGCACGUCUUCCUGGCGCUGCAGCUGGCGCUCCUGGGGCGGCUGUUCCAGCCUCUGCUUUCCUUUUCGUUUUCCUCUUCCUCGACACAGACCCCGUCCGCCUACGCCGCCUACGCCACCGCCGCCAUGGGCGCCCUCUACGCCCUCUACCCCUUCUGCAAGCGCUUCACCCACUACCCGCAGGCCAUCCUCGGCGUCCCGCUGGCCCUGGCCAUCGUCCUGUCCGCCUACUCGCUUGUCGGUGCCGGUGACGAUGCGCGAUGCAAAGGAGACCCCUUCCACGACCGCCCCACCACCGCCGCCACCCUCGCCCUCGCCCUCGCCGAGAUCCUCUGGACCAUGAUCUACGACACUAUCUACGCCCACCAGGACCUGCAGGACGACCUCCGCGCUGGCGUCAAGUCCAUGGCCGUCCGCUUCCGCCACUCCACCAAGCCCCUCUGCGCCGCUUUGGGGGUGGGCCAGGUCGCUCUGCUUGCCUGCGCCGGUGCUUGGACGCACAUGCCCCCCGUGUACUUUGUCGUUGGCGUUGCGGGGUCCGCUGUGGCGCUGGUCGUCAUGCUGGUCUCGGUCGAUCUGGCGGUGCCCGCUAGCUGCGCUCGCUGGUUCAAGUUGGGGUUCUGUUCUGUGGGUGGCUGUAUGAAUUGCGGGUUCUUUGCGGCUUAUUUGGUGAGGUGGUUUGGCUGGGCGUGA
Aspergillus fijiensis CBS 313.89 is the source of this 1014-nucleotide messenger RNA. RefSeq names its product 4-hydroxybenzoate octaprenyltransferase. Gene Ontology annotation, cellular component: mitochondrial inner membrane. Lineage: Eukaryota; Fungi; Ascomycota; Eurotiomycetes; Eurotiales; Aspergillaceae. Gene Ontology annotation, molecular function: 4-hydroxybenzoate polyprenyltransferase activity. The record is from RefSeq and is a predicted model, not a curated record. Bases 1 to 1014 code for a protein of 337 amino acids. The transcript is spliced from 2 exons. Gene Ontology annotation, biological process: ubiquinone biosynthetic process.